Molecule: messenger RNA, 2238 nt
Organism: Schistosoma rodhaini
Lineage: Eukaryota; Metazoa; Platyhelminthes; Trematoda; Strigeidida; Schistosomatidae
Source: the annotation of a GenBank genome assembly
AUGAUAGCAUAUUAUAGUUUAAUUCAGUACUUUCUAGUGUGCUUUCUGGCACUAAAACAUGAACAAUGGAAAAUAAUCAAUCAGACGGUACAACAAAUAAUAAAUAAAUAUUCAUUUACAAAUAUGGAACAUUCUACAUGGAAUCCAAUAAUUUAUAUUGACAAUUAUCGUAUUGUUGAUGAUCAACAAAUUUCAGAUUAUGAAAAUAUAUUCAUGGCAACCUAUUUAAUAAGAGAAGAAAACUAUUACGACAAAUUAUCAUCUCAAUCAAAAUAUGAAUUAUUAGACAAUAUUAAUGAUAAUAAUGAUUCUUCUAAUGCAAAAACAUUAAUUCGACAAUUUCAAUCCAAGUCCAACAAUGAUAAUAAUAACAGUAAUAAUAAUAAUAGUAAUAGUAACAAUAGUAAUAAUAAUAGUAAUAGUAAUAAUAAUAACAAUAUUAAUAAUGGUAACAGUAAUAAUAAUAAGACCAAUGGUAAUAAUGGUAGUAGUAAUGAUAAUAACAAUAUAAAUUGUAGUAAUAGUAAUAACAGUAAUAAUAAUGGUAGUAAUAAUAAUAGUAAUAGUAAUGAUAAUAGUAAUGGUAGUUAUAAUAAUAACGGUAAUAACAGUAAUGGUUAUAAUGAUAGUAAUAGUCAUAAUAAUAACAGUAACAAUAAUAAUGGUAAUAGUAAUAGUGGUAGCAGCAACAAUAAUAAUAACAGUAUUAAUAAUAAUAGUAAUAAUAAUAACAGUAAUAGUAAUAAUGGUAAUAGUAAUAACAGUAUUAAUAAUAAUAGUAAUAAUAGCAAUAGUAAUAAUAAUGAUAACAAUAAUAAUGGUAUUAGUAAUAAUAACAGUAAUAAUAAUAGUAAUCUGACUAUAACCAAUAUUUGGCAACAAUAUUUAUUACUUAAUAAAAUACGAAAAUGUUUAUUAUAUAAAAAAGAAAAUUUUUUUAUUCAUGAUGAUAAUGAAACAAAAUUAAUUAAUAACGAAAAAGAAAAAAAAUUUUUUAUUUUAUAUUCAACAAAUCAAAAAAUUAAUAAUAAUAAAAAUGAAAAAUUAAAAAAUCAUUAUUAUUUUACAAAAAAAUUAGAACAAUCAGAAGUGAUAUUGAAUGAAUUAUCAUUAGAUAGAUAUACACAGAAAUAUAUUGAAGGGUUACAACGUAUUGAUUUAAAAUGUGAAAAACUUGAAUAUAUGAUUAAAUCAAUGAAAGAUACCCUUACCUUACAAAUGGCUACUUAUCAGAAACAUAAAGAAAAACUUGAUAAUGAAAUAAUGAAAAAAUGUAAAAAUUUCCCAAUGAAGGAGUUCAAUGAUAUUUCAAAGGAAACUACAUUAUCUUCGGAUGUAGCGAAACAAUUCACAAAUUCACUCAAAACAAUCUUGGGACGUAAACAAUAUUUCCAAAUUAUUAAGACUUUUGAUUUGGAGAAUUUUUACAAUCAAAUGAGUGUAAGCCAGCGUUUAGCCCAAACUACUUUCAAACAAUGGAAAAAGCUCAGAGAAGAGAAACAUACAAUAGAGCUACACUCAGAAUAUAUUCGUUUAAAGAAGAAUAAUAAAAUUCAUCAUAACUUAUGGAAAUAUGAUAUACCUGACACAUUGAAGACGAUUGAACUUGAAGUAACUGACUUUGAGAAUGCUAUGAAAGCUAUUGAUAAAAGACUGAAAAUUGAUAGUGGGAAUUUUAAAAUAACAGAUAUUUUAGAAAUAUUUACCGGUUGGUAUUUAGAUAUCAGUUUAUUUAUUGUAUUGGCUGCUUUGGCUGAAAGAUUUUACGGUUUAGAAUCAAUUGUUGGUAAUAAUGUACAUAAAAUUGGUACACAAUCAUUGUGUAUGAAAAUAAGGAAAGCAAGAGAAUUAUUCAUACUAAUCGGAGGAUUGGAUAGAAAACAAUAUUUUCAACAAUCUUAUAUUUUUGAACCAAUUAUCAAAUUAGGAAGCAAUGAAACAACCAAUAAUACAAAUCCAAGCGAUGGUGACCCAGCUUCAUCAAUUCGUUCUUAUAAUAAAUCAACUUUUCAAAAAUCUAAUCCAUUUGGACAUAUUGAAUUGAAAGAUUUAAAGGUAUUCUUUCAUGCUGCUAAUAUAUCACAAGUUCAUGUACAAGAAUUGAUUAUUACUUUAGAUAGUAAACAGCAAGGAAUAAUUGAUUUUGUCACAUUUCUGGAGUAUCUUCCCCUUUUUGUUGAAUCCCAUCAACAUAUUAUAUAUAAUCCAUAUAUAAAUAAAAAUAUAUUCAAUGUAUAA